This is a messenger RNA of Acanthosepion pharaonis, 465 nucleotides long. The record is from the annotation of a GenBank genome assembly. Lineage: Eukaryota; Metazoa; Mollusca; Cephalopoda; Sepiida; Sepiidae.
AUGUUUUUCACGUGUCCUCCUUAUUCUUAUUAUUAUUAUUAUUAUUAUUAUUAUUAUUAUUAUUAUUAUUAUUAUUAUUAUUAUUCACUAUCCUUCUUCUUCACCUUCCUUCUUACUUAUAGUUUCGCCACUUAUUCUUCUUUUCAUUUAUUACUUCUUUCUUUCUUUCUUUCUUUCUUUCUUUCUUUCUUUCCAAUUAUUUACUUUUUUCUUCGCGUUCUUUCAAAUAUUUUUUUUUGGCACUUAUUUUCUUUCUUUCUUUCUUUCUUUCUUUCUUUCUUUCUUUCUUUCUUUCUUUCUUUUCUUCCCACUUUUUUUUUUCUUAUUUUUCUUCUCAUUCUUCUUCUCCUUCUUCACAAUAUUUUUUUUUCAUUUUCUUUCCUUUCUCCGCUUCCUAAUACUUAUUUUUUUUCUCAUGUUCCUUCCUCUGUGACACCCUUCAUUUCUAUUCUUCUUCUGAUUUAG